CGUUUGCUCAACACCUUUGCCACGCUUUCGAUAUCUUACACCACAUUCUUGCAUUGAAUCCACGUUAGACUCCGUUGCUUACCGAUACUAAAGUAUCACGCACGCCGUCCGUGAGAAGCGACUGAAUGACAUAGUAUAAUUACUAGCUGUCGAGCUUGUCUUAUCUACUGACGAUCCAGACAUGGUUUCCACCAUUACUGACCUUCCAGCAGAACUCAUCGAAGCUGUGCUCAUUGUGUCCGCAGCCUCCGGCGACACAAGUUCAAUAGCAGCGCUCUCCCAGACGAGCAAGUUAUUCUUCGACAUAAUCUACCGCUGCCCAGACCAACACCUCUGGCGCGAGAUCUUCCUUACCACCUUUGAUGACCCCAGACCAGCUUUGAGCAAUCUCAGCACCAUAUCAGGUGGUCACCCCAACUUUGACGCCCAUAAGUUUGACUGGACACAGGAGUACACAGACCGUAUUAGCGCAGCAAGGUAUAUCAGACAUCCUCCACCUCCAGUGCCAGCGACGGCCCCAGUAUGUUCGCAGCGGGAGGUCUCCAACGUAUCUGUUGUGAAAGCACUACUCUCAGCUAUCACCACAUCCACCCCCAUCCGAUCCACCCCACCCGUCUCUCUCACCAUCCUAACCGACGUCCCCGAGUCCAAUUCCCCCUUCGCACCCAUGAUCAACUCUCCCCCAUUCCCACCCCUGCUUCUCCUACUUACUGCCAACUACAGUUCCAUGCUCGAGAGCGUCAAUGCGAAAUGGCUUCAGGAGCUAUUAGAAAUCGGCCUCCCACCAGAGCUCACGCGCACGCUACUGGCACGGCUACCUAUAGAUGUCCAGGGUCAUGCGCCGUACCAACCUGCUCUAACCUCUGCAUCGCACUGGGACGGGUCAGAGGUCGCCCACUUAUUCCACAAACUCGUGUGCUGCACCGGCUUUAUACCUAUUUCCGCACCAGCACUCGAUCUCCUAGACCUACUCACUCCUGGAUUAUCCUCAGAACCAGAUCUUGCAACCGUUCCCGGAGCCUGGCCAGCUGCUCAAUUAGCAUCCCCGUUGGCUUCAUCAGACUCACCCACUCCUGACGAGGACGAGACACGCUCUCUACCUCCCCUGCCAAUCCCACGACCGCCAUCGUCGUUAUACACCGCCGAAGAACAGUCUGCUGACGCUCGUACCCUCGCCCGCAGACGCGUCUAUGACAUGCGCUACCUCAACCCCGCACGCAUGUGGGGCCCCUUCCAAACUGUCCAGCGCGACACCGAUGACUCCUCAAACCAACCUGAAAGUUCUGACGAGGAAGAGGACAGGUACGAUGACGAUGAUGACGACGACGAAUUUGGGAUGCUGCGCGAGUCCAGCCGUAGGCUUAAUCUGAGCCCGCCAAUCGAGCCGUACGAGCUCGUACCUGAUUAUGUGUGGCUCGCGUCUGCGCGUAUGGUGGUGGAAGCGAAUUUGAGGGAGGUGUUUAGGCGGGAGCCGGAGCCGAAUGCACUUUCGAUGGGUGAUAUUUUACCGUAUAUGCGAAAGAUGCAUACGACGUGUGUGGGUGGGUCGCCUGGGUAUUGGAACGCGUGGGUAGAUCGGCCUGGGAAGGGGGAGGAGGGGUCUCAGGACAAUGGGAAGAGUAAGCAAGGUGAAGUUGAGGGAUGGGAUUGGGCAGGGGUUAGUGGUAUUUGGAAACGGUGUAUUUGCUGGCUGGAUUAUCGAGAACUCCUGGUACACAACCUCGAACCUCAAAGGUUCCUCGAAUACGGCAUGCAAGAAGCCUGCCGAAUUAUGCCACUUGCCAUCCGUAUAACUGGCUAUUCCGAAUCCCCCAUCGUACCAGGCAGCACCGCCCGGCCCCUCCCCACCAUCCACGUCGAGGGCGAGUCCAUAGGGUCUGACCGCAGUCUAGACGACCUGCGCAAAGUCACCGGUACGGUGAGCAUGAUCGGCGACGGAGCCAUCCGAUGGUCGCUGGUGUCCUCGGCGGCGGGUUCUAGCAAGCCUGAGUGGUCGUCGGAGGCUGUGCAAAUUGGGGGGCCGGGUGCAGCGGUGGGAUUUUUGGGAUUGUGGACGGGGGCGCGGCAUGAGAGACCAGACCCGCUUGGUCCGUUUUGGGGUUGGAAGGUUGUGUGAAGUGGACCUGUGGUAUGCGAAUCUGCGGGGAAAGUGUUUUAGCUUUGGGAUGGCUCCAGCUAUUUGGUCCAAUGUGAUGAAGGUAACCUCUGU
Molecule: messenger RNA, 2209 nt
Organism: Suillus paluster
Lineage: Eukaryota; Fungi; Basidiomycota; Agaricomycetes; Boletales; Suillaceae
Exons: 6
Coding region: 182-2116 (644 amino acids)
Molecular function (GO): protein binding
Source: RefSeq, a predicted model, not a curated record